GGUCACGUGACACGGAAAAACUAAUGCGCGGCAGUUGGUUACCACAGAGAAGCCGACUUUUUCUUCCUCCGAAAGAUUUAUUGGAGUAUAUUUGUCGUUGUUGUUGUUUUUCUUUUAGGCUUUAUUUUAAAACACCGGCUCACGCUGUAGUGAUUUUUUUUUUACAAUGUCGAAUAACACUAAAAAAGCAGAGGUAGGACUGCGUAGAACAUACGUUGUCAGACCCAGUGGUCAAAAUAAACCUGUCCGCAACGUUAAUUCCAGAAAGUUCGUUUACAGAGUUGGAUAUACCUGGAACAGAGGCGGGAGACUCAAGGAGCUCAGGAUAAGAACCUGGGCCAGAAAGUUCCUAUAUAUAUGGAUACGCAACACCUUUGGUCGAGUUCUUCCCCAUGAAGCAAAGUGUCACUAUGACAGAGUGGUCCUAAGACGAGCCUUUAAUGGGUGGACAGAGGAGUGGUGGACGUCCAGGAGAGGGUGGAUCCAUAAAAUAAGGGCAGAGUAUCACCACAAUUUUCGUCUGUCUACUCAAGUGUUCCAAAGCUGGCGUACCUUUGUGUCACUGCAGAAGGAAGAGAAGAUCAAACUGAAACAUGCGAACCUUCAUGCGGACAGGCAACGGGUUGGUGUGGCCUGGAGCAACUGGGGGAUUUUUAUAAGAAAGAAAAAGAAAAUGAUGGAAUCAGCCUUGGAGAAGAACAGACUCUCAACUCUUCGUAUUUUCUGGAGUUUGUGGCGAGCAAAGCUGCAAAAGCUUAAAAACCUUUACGUCUUGGAGGACCAGUAUCUGAAACAACGGGAUGUGACGAUAAAGAAGAAGGCUCUGCUUCAGUGGAAAGAAACGCGUUCAGCUCAGUGUCGCCACAAACACCAAGAGUCCAAGGCUUUACAUCACUACACACACAGGGUGAAAAGAAGAACACUGUAUCUGUGGAUGUUUUAUGUGUACUGCUGCCAAACCAAACGAAAGUCUCAAGCCGAAGCUCAGCUUCAUUAUAAUCUGCGUCUGGUGAAGAUGUAUUGGAAUACCUGGAGUCAAAGAUUGCAUCGUAAGUGGAGGGAGGAAGACCGUCUGGCUGCUGCAGCGCAGCUGACUGUUCGCAGCACUCAGCGCCGGGCGCUGCUGCAGUGGUCGACUUCUGUGUCACUGUGCAAAGAUGAAGCCAAAAUGAACCAAAUGGCAACUCGGCACUAUCACUGCCACCUGCUGAGCGCUGGGCUGCAGGGAUUUGAUCUCAACGCCAUGUGUAACAAAAGACAUCGGAUGAACAACAACGUAGCUGUGCAGCACUGUCGUUACACUAGAAUGAGGAGGUGUUGGAGGCUGUGGCAGGAGCGUGUGGAGGAGGCGGAAGACCGACGAUUUCAACCACUGAGAGAAACUGCACAGAGGAAAUACAGAGUUACUGCGCUUAGAAGCUCAUUUCACCACUGGAGGGAGACAUUCGCUAAACAGAAACAUAUGCAGGAGCUGGAACACAAAGCAGACGUUUGGUUGGUCCAUCACCUCCAGCUGCGGUUUUUUAACUCUUGGGUGAAGUUCACCGUGCAGAGACGACUCCGUGGACGGAGGAAACAAGAUGCUGACGCUUUCAAUGAACAGCGUCAGCGCAAAUGGGUCUUCAGUACCUGGUGGGAACGGGCAGAGAGACAUAAGGAGCACAUGCUUCUAGAGCGACUGGCAAUUCUUCAUGAGAAAAGAUCCUACAGGUGGAGAAUCUUCUUUUACUGGAGACAAAAGGCAAAAGAGAAGAUGAUCGAGGAGGAGAAACUGAAAGCAUCAGAUCAGCUGUACGAGCACACACUCCUCGACAGGACGAUGACGGAGUGGAAGAACAACAGCGCUGAGAUUAGACUAAGGAGGAACAGAGAACUCCAGGCCGGUCAACAGGGAGACCUCUGCUGCAUGAGAUGGGCUCUAGAACGAUGGACAAAGAACCAGAGAGAGAAGAAACGCCAACAGGAGCAGAUGCUGUGUCACCGUGAGACCAAACUUCUCCAGCGAACCUUCACGGCCUGGAAGACACAUCACCUGCUUCUGUCUCACAUCCGUGGACGUGCAGAGACACUUUAUCAACUGAAAACGAAGACAUAUCUAAGCGGCGUUCUGUCAGUGUGGCGAGGGAACGCGGCGCUGCAGGCAAAGUGUCGCCUGUCGGAGCAACGAGCACUGAAUCAUUUUAAAAACUUAACACAGCCCAAGGUGUUUUAUGCCUGGCGAGCAGCAACGAGUCUGGCCGUGUCGACGCUGCGCCAGCAGAGGGCAGCAGUCAGCAGAGCUAAAAGGUCACGUAACCAUGUGCUUCUGCUGCGGACGUUCACACAGUGGAGGCAAAGAACCAAACAGGUUCUGUGUGUGAAACGAGCCGUACGUCACCAUGAAUCCAAACUGCUCUGUAAAGCCCUACAACAGUGGGGAGACUAUCACACACACUGCCAGAAAUAUAAGCUGCAGCACAGACAGAGAGAAGUUGAACAGACACACGAAGCCCUCUGGCACUGGGCGCUCAAUCUCCAGUACAAGGUGCUGUAUGCGUGGAGGGUGUGGGCCGCUCAGCAGCGCUGGAGGCGGGAGCAGGCGUCUGCGUCUGCACGUGUCUACAGAGACCGGCUGCUGAGGAAGGGCGUGAGCUGCAUCCUCACAUACGCCGCUCACGUGAAUGAUCUCAGCGAGGACCUCACACAGCACCGCCACGAGCCAGUGGGGGCCAUAAAAAGGAAUGUUGCUGUCUUUCCGACAGCGUGUGGGCUGCGCUCUCCGGUCUGGUCAGGUGUUCCACAGAGGUCACGUCAUCUCCACAGGGUGGUGAGACGCUGUGCGUUGCGCUGGAAGCAGAGGGCGCUGUCUAAACCGUGGGGAGAAAUGGUCCAAGAGCAACUGAUGAAAAAGAAUGUGACCCCGUCAUUGACCACUACUGCCCCAGGGGGCAUUUCCUUGUCUAACACAGCGGGGCAGGAAGAUGAAUAUGUCAACAUGUUGAAAGAAAUGCUUCGCGGACGCGAGCGUCGACAGAAGCCUUACCGCCUCGAGGAUCCGAUCGAGUCUCCGGUGAUGGUCUCGGAGCAUAAAGGCUCCUUAAGCCAGUCUGGUAUUUCCCGACCCGGAGCUGCAGAACCUUUUUGCAGUCUGACUGCUGGGAUCCUCGUCUCCAGCGCACAUCGCAGCUCCAUCACAGAUACGAACAUCUCUGAAGCUCACGUGUCACGGACCGAUUCCUCCGUGAGACAUCAGACCAUGGACGUCCUCCUGCCUCCGUCAGCGUUCAUGAAAACAGUCGCUCACAAUGAAUUUGAAAAAAAGAACAAUCCAUGUCCUGGAAAAGUCUCCCAUGAGUCUCUGGAAUAUUCUGAGCAUCACACUGGAGCACCUGCUGAAGGGGCUGAAGGUUCAACGUCUGCUCUGACGAGUGAACUGUUGAGCAUCGAGCUGGAGAUGAAGAGUUAUCUACGGGACAGGAGGCAGCUGAGGUCGUGGCGGAAACUGAAGAAGGUUCUGGAGGAAUGGCUCCAGAUCAGUUCAAUGGAGGCACCAACAGAAAUAAGUUCUGUUUCCCAGGAGGUAAAGGAGUUGGAGGAGAACAUUCUCCAUCUGUCCACGUCUGUGGCCAAACGGAAGCCGACGAUGCUGCUGUAUGCAGAGAGGAUCCAGAAACAGACGGCAGGAGUUUCUCCUUCUGUACAAACGAAGAAAUGAAGAGCGACACACACACACACAGACACACACACGUCAGUAAUUUCACCUGCAAAGUUUACACUGCAGCUCAUCAACCAAAAUGUUCUACAUCGAAUAGAGACUUAAAUGAAAUGUAACUGUUUUAUAAACAUUUCUUCUCA
Messenger RNA from Cynoglossus semilaevis (tongue sole), 3834 nucleotides. It is a transcript of the gene sfi1, whose product is annotated as SFI1 centrin binding protein. Bases 167 to 3694 code for a protein of 1175 amino acids. Gene Ontology annotation, molecular function: phosphatase binding. The record is from RefSeq and is a predicted model, not a curated record. Lineage: Eukaryota; Metazoa; Chordata; Actinopteri; Pleuronectiformes; Cynoglossidae. The transcript has 30 exons.